Molecule: messenger RNA, 2331 nt
Organism: Sitodiplosis mosellana (orange wheat blossom midge)
Lineage: Eukaryota; Metazoa; Arthropoda; Insecta; Diptera; Cecidomyiidae
Product: zinc finger protein 569-like
Exons: 3
Coding region: 168-2312 (714 amino acids)
Biological process (GO): regulation of transcription by RNA polymerase II
Molecular function (GO): RNA polymerase II cis-regulatory region sequence-specific DNA binding; DNA-binding transcription factor activity
Source: RefSeq, a predicted model, not a curated record
AAAGUUCAGUUGUGUUGAAAACAGAAAGUGAUGCAACAUCAACCAACAGCAGCAAGAUUUGUAUUCUCGACUCAUCAGACGAUGAAGAAAAUUCGCGUGAACCGGUUGUGAGCACAGGUCAGAAAGUGGCCCCAGGUGCAGAAGCUGCGUUGGCAAAUGGCGUUAUCAUGGAAAGACAUGGUGCUAUAGCAUUUUUGAAUCAGAGCCAAAAUAGUAAACGCAACGGUGAAACUGCGUCGAAUAACAGGGACGAUGAUCAGGCUCAGGUGAAGAAGGAAGCCAGUAAACCAAAUAAAACGAAAACGAAUGAUGACGAGGACAUUUCAUUGGUUCUCGUUCAAGUUGGUCGACCAAUUCCAAUGGAAUUGAAUGAAGCUUCGAUGAAUGCGCAUUCAAACGGUAAAACACAUACUAAUGUAACCAGCCACAAUGGAAGCUGUACAGGAGCGGUUGAACGUGCUGACACUAAAGCGCGAGGAAAAUCAAACGACACAAAUUCUCGUCCAGUCGACAGUGUCUCUUCCGAAAAUUUGCUAUCAAGUCAAAUGGCAAUGCAAAUGAACGGCAAAACAGCUACUAGAAAACAGAUGUACUCUAAGGUGGUAAAGAGACACAAGUGCCGAUUCUGUGAAUAUUCGAGCAACAAGAACGGACACGUUGAAGAACACGAACGAAUUCACACCGGCGAGAAGCCACAUCGAUGCAGACGUUGCAACAAGGGCUUCACACAAAUGCAACACCUUAAGCACCACGCCAAAGUUCAUGCUAAAGAGUUUGCUUUCCAUUGCCUUGGUUGCUUUGAAGGAUUCACGCAGAAGACCGAAUACGAUGCUCAUGUCAAUGUGUGCAAAUCACCACGAUACGAGUGUCAUAUUUGCAAUAAGAAUUCGUUUUUGAAAAAAUGGGAUUUGAAAGUGCAUAUGCGAAAGCACAGCGGAGAAAAACCGUUCCGUUGUGAAAUCUGUUUGAAGCGUUUUAGCCUAAGAAGCAGUUUGAAAGUACAUUUAAAUAACAUUCACAAUCGGAUCCACACCAAAAUGUCGGCAAACGAUUGGAUGCGUGAAAUGGAUGAGAUGCUCGCUGCAUUUUCUCGGCAAGCAUUAAUCUCGCUCAGAAACAUUCGAAAUUGCUUUGAGAGAACCGGACGAACGUUUAACGAGGAUUUUAAGAAAUAUUUUCUAGGUGCUUCAAAUAAUGGUUUAGGUAUGACUUACUCCAAGUUCGAAAUGGAAUUGCUGUUGAACACGAGCGCAAUUAAAAGUGAAACUGUCAAAGAAGGUAAUCGCGUCGUACAUUCACCAAAAUAUCCAAUUGGCCUAGGAUCGACCAGAGUUGAUGCCAAUAAGCCAAAUGGAACAGGCGACGUGGUUUUGAUCGUUGAUUCAGGUGAUGAAGGUGAUGUCAUCGAUGGACCAAUCACGGACAGAGUCGAGGCAAUGAAGGCGAAUGGGAAAACGGCGGUGAAUCUUGGUUCUAAUCGAAAUGAGGCUCGAUCCAGAUUAGUAGCAUCAUCAAACCAAAAUAACAACGUUGUAAUGGCGGAGGGAAAGGUGUCUGUCAAAACGGAGCCACAAACAGAACGAAUCGGCGAAGACAUUCCAUUGGUUUCCGUUCGAGAUGGUCGACAAAUGCAAAUUGGAUGGAAUGAUUGUCCGAUGAAUACGCGUCCAAACGGUAAAACACAGACUGAUGCAGUCAGCCACAAGAAGAACGAUCUAGCGGCUAUCGAACGUGCUGGUGUAAGCGUGCAAGGAAGAUUGAACGACACCAAUUCUCGUUCGGUCCACAACAUCUCCUACAACAAUUCGUUGGCAAGUAAGAAUGCAAUGCAAACGAGCACAAUGACAACAACUCCCGCACAAAUGUUCUCAAAAGUGGCGAAGAGACACAAGUGCCGAUUCUGUGAAUAUUCGAGCAAUCAUAACCAUCACAUUAAAGUACACGAACGCAUUCACACAGGCGAGAAGCCACAUCAAUGCAGACGUUGCAACAAAUGUUUCACAAAAAUGAACAACCUGAAGAGACAUGCAAAAGUUCAUGCUAAAGAAUUUGCCUUCCAUUGCGCCGGUUGCUUUGAAGGAUUCACGCAGAAGACCGAACACGAUGCUCAUGUCAAAGUGUGCAAAUCACCACGAUACGAAUGUCAUAUUUGCAAGAAGAAUUCGUUUGUGCACAAAGGUCAUUUGAAAGAUCAUGUUCGAACGCACAGCGGAGAAAAACCGUUCCGUUGUGAAAUCUGUCUGAAGCGUUUUACCCGAAGAAGCAGUUUGAAUGAACAUUUAAAUAGCGUUCACAAUCGAAUUCGCCAUUGAUUUUCCGGAUAGUGCGUAA